AUGACACCUGGUGAAGAAAGAAUGCGAUUUAUCAGUAAAGCACUACAAUUACUUCAAAAACAAAAAGAUCUCUUGGCUAGUUUCAAUGGUUAUUUAGCUCGUGUAUUAUGGCAAGAAGGAUCAUUUAGUGAGGCAAGACUACGCAUUAUGCUAUCAUCGAAUGGUUAUGCAGCUGGUAGUUUUCUUGUCGCCUUACACCAACGCUAUGGAUUACGAUCAGAGAUUGAUUUGUUCAUUGCACAAGCUGUUCUCCAAUUUCUUUGCAUGAAACAGACCACUGUGGCUAUAAUUACAUUUUAUACCUAUACAAGAGGACAUCCUCGAUUAGAGCCGGGGCCACCGUUUACACACUUUCCAUUACUUAAUUUUCUAUGGUUUCUUAUGUUAGCUAUUGAAAAAAAGUGUAGUCUAGCAGUGUUUUCUGUCUUGUGUGAAAAAUACAGUCCACAGUUGAAUAGAGAUUCAUCGUAUGUAAAGUAUUUAGAUAAAAUUGGCCAGUUAUAUUUUGGUGUAAAACCGCCAACCAAUGAAAUGAAUAAUUUUUUCUCACGAAUUAUGCAAAUGUUUAAUGAUGGUGGUGAUAGACUAGACGAUUCAAUGCUAAAUGAAGGGUCAAGUUGUUAUGCUGCAUUAAAUAAUAUCAAUGAUGUCAAUUCAUCACCGGAUGAAAUGUGUUUUGAAGAUGUGGAUUAA
Molecule: messenger RNA, 693 nt
Organism: Trichobilharzia regenti
Lineage: Eukaryota; Metazoa; Platyhelminthes; Trematoda; Strigeidida; Schistosomatidae
Source: the annotation of a GenBank genome assembly